UACAACUGUUUUAUUGAAAUAACGCAUUGAUUUUCUAUAAUAAUUAUAAAGGAAAAGUGUUUAUAAUAAUAAACGAAUGUACAGUUUUUUCUUCGUCGUCGGACUGUUUGUAAAAUGGAUAUGAAACGUCUGCAUAUUUUCGCGUUUUUAAACGUAUUUGUGUUCGCAAUAUUUGGGACUGUUUCAAGUCAAACUUAUGAAAAUGCUACACGUUUAAGAUCGGAUCUUUUAGCAAACUACCAUAAAGAUGUACGACCGAUAAAUAAUCAAUCGCAUGUGGUAAAUGUAAAUGUAACGCUUGAUCUGUUCGGAAUACUUGCAACUCAAUGUGUGUGGAUAGAUGAGCGGAUGCAAUGGGAUCCUGCUGAUUAUGGUGGCAUUUCUAAAAUUCUUAUUUCAACAAGUGAAGCCUGGACUCCUUCCAUUUCACUUGGAACGCCUAUUGAAUUUGCUACAAUGGGCUCGGUUAAUAAUCAUGUAAUCUUCUUUCCAAGCGGGUUCGCACUGUUUUAUCCAGGCGCUGUUUUGAAAAGUUCAUGUGGAUUUAAUAUGAAGUUUUGGCCCUUCGACAAACAGAUAUGUGAUGUCGGAUUUUUCCCCUUAGAUUAUACAACGGACCAACUAUUAUUUACGAUAAUUGAUGGGGUAAAAACUAAGUCAUUUACCCCAAACGCUGAAUGGGUUCUUGAAGAUACAUCAUACUACACUAUAAACACGGUUGGAUUUUCAAUGGCGAUAUUUCGGUUUAAACUGAAACGGCAAUCACUCUUUUAUGUUUUAACCAUUAUUUUACCAAUCAAUGGAAUCGCCGGACUUACCUGCCUCGUUUUUCUGUUACCUAGCGAGUCUGGUGAACGCGUCAGCUAUGCAAUUACAAUAAUGUUAUCCUUAGCAGUUUUCUUGACUGUAGUUUCUGAUGAAAUGCCAAAGUCCUCGGAACCGAUAUCAUUAAUGUGUUGUUACAUUCUGGCUGGAAUAUGUGUGAGUGUUAUAGGAACUGUUUUGGCCAUACUUAAUCUAGCUGUAUAUCACCGCAAGGAAAAUGUUCCCAAAAGACCAUGGCAUAUUUCACUCGUUAUGUUUUCAAAUUGUACUAGAAAUAACAAAGUGAGCGAUGAACAAGACAGGGACAAGGGUAUUCAGGACAUUAAAUACGGUAAUGCACCAACACAUGAUAAGACAAAAGCAACCAAGACACACAUCUUAAAAGUAAAUCAGGACGAGAAUAACGACGCUGAUGGUCAAACAAUAACGUGGCAAGAUGUGAGUCAUGCCAUUGAUAAGCUUUUAUUUUAUGCAAUGGUCUUUUUGACGUAUAUUCCAUCCAUUGGGUUCUUGAUUUAUCUUGGUGCAGCCUCAGAUUAUCAAAUGUGAAAUAUAUAAAUUUUUUUAUAUAAUUGUAUGUCUUUACAGAAUAACUGUAUGAUAAAAAUACAGUUUUACAAGUACAUUGUAAUCUAUUAAAUUGGUACAGUGAAAGUGGAGAAAACCGGACGGCUCUCGGACCGAGGAUUUUGUCCGGUUUUCCCAGCGGUCCGGUAUUCUCAAUGUCCCCUUCAGCUGUUCAGGAUCAUAUAAACCGAGCAAUGACUUACAAAGGAUGCUGAACGUAUUUUUGCAUUUUCAUGAUUAUGAGUAAGUAUAUUGCUAAAUAAAGAAAUGAUAAAAUACUAUACAAUAUGGUUUAAUUGCGUUUGUCCCAAUUAUUGCAUAUAAAUACAAUAAAAUUUUGGAUUUAAACGAACAGCAGUUACUGCAUAACGAUAAAGUCCGAUUACACCCGCAUAUGUUUACAUUUGGGUAAUGGAUAAUGAUUUAACAAACAUACAUGUACUUUACCUAGUUUGUUUAUAAUAAUGCCUCAAUUGUAAAUAUUGCCUAUAACAUAUUUGUCAGAUAAAGAAUUUUAAAGUAGGUCUUGGCAAA
Ruditapes philippinarum (Manila clam) is the source of this 1926-nucleotide messenger RNA. RefSeq names its product acetylcholine receptor subunit alpha-like 2. NCBI's taxonomy places the organism in Eukaryota, Metazoa, Mollusca, Bivalvia, Venerida, Veneridae. The record is from RefSeq and is a predicted model, not a curated record. Bases 115 to 1374 code for a protein of 419 amino acids. The transcript is spliced from 2 exons. Gene Ontology annotation, molecular function: extracellular ligand-gated monoatomic ion channel activity; neurotransmitter receptor activity; transmembrane signaling receptor activity. Gene Ontology annotation, cellular component: synapse; neuron projection; membrane. Gene Ontology annotation, biological process: signal transduction; nervous system process; regulation of membrane potential.